AAGAGAAGGCGGAGUCAAAAUCCCAGGCGGGGUACAGUGGGUAUUGGGAAUGGGUAGUAGGUCCGAGGUCGUAGGUACCAAGAUGUAUUAGACUUCUAAUACAUCUUGGUAGGUACCGCUGGUAACACUCGGAACUUUAGAGAAGUCGUCGCUCUAUAGGACGAGCAAUCGAGCACGCGACGCGACUGUAACAGUACGUCGUAUAGCGCUGUAAGCUACUUAACACGGCCUUUGCGGCAGCGGCAGUGGCGCCCAACCGCACAAUAGGCAGCCAAGGAUGUGGCGCAACUGCAACUCUGCUCAGGGACGGCCUUGCUUCAGCCGCCUAAUAAAUGGAGUCAAGAACACAAAUCCUUUAAGACCAGUCAUCAGCAGUCAUCAUAGCCAUAGUAAGCAUCCAGUCCCAAUAAAGUGCUCCACCAUAACCACUUCUACAAUGCCAGUGAGUCAAGUAACCAGGGUAGUAGUGCAGCCUCCAUCUUGCCUCCAUGAUGAGAGUGUGAGUCUCAGCGUGGACGGCCUGGCACCCGGAGAGGAAGUAACGCUGGAGGCCUCGAUGACAGAUACCCGAGGGGUCCUCUUCAUGUCUCUUGCCCAUUACAGAGCAGACAGCAAUGGACAGGUAGAUGUGAGCACCAUGGAAUCCCUAGGUGGUUCCUACAGGGGAGUGUUCUCAAUGGGUCUCCUGAGCAGCCUGUCACCAGCACUGAAGAAACACAAAUUUACCAGGUUUUUCAAAAGAGAUGUGGAAAAUCCAAACAUUGUGACAAUAUCAGUGUUCCGAGGCCAUCUAAGCAAUGAGGAAUUGGUGGGUGAGGGCAGAAGUGAACCACUGUCCACGGCCACCCACCUCAGACACUAUGUUGCUCCAGGAGUUCAGAGAAUUCCUGUUCGCUAUGGAAAAGUGCGUGGAUGUCUCUUUUUGCCGCCAGGUGACGGGCCGUUCCCUGGCGUGGUGGACAUGUUUGGCAGUGCUGGGGGCUUGCUGGAGUACCGGUCUGCUCAAUUGGCUUCCCGUGGCAUUGCUUCCCUUGCUUUGGCCUUCUUUGCCUAUGAUGACUUGCCCAAAUCUCUUGAAGAAUUUAAUAUGUCAUACUUUGAAGAAGCAGUGGAGUUUCUUCUAAAACAUGACAAGGUGAUAAGCCGAGGUGUUGGAGUAAUUGGAACAAGUAAGGGUGGGGAGAUAGCUCUGGAAAUGGCAGCAUUUAUUCCAUCGGUUAUUGCAUGUGUUGCUAUCAAUGCUCCUUGUGUUCCUGUUCUGGUUGGGAUGCGAGUGGGAGAACACUUGUACCCUGGAAUACCUUUCAGCAACAUACAUAAUGCUCAUAUUAAGGAUGAUGGCAGUGUGUGUAUGCGACCUCUCAGUGCUGAUAUAGCUAAGCAAUUUGAAAAGUUUAUUGUUCCAGUAGAAAGAAGCAAUGCAGCUUUUCUUUUCAUAGUUGGUAUUGAUGAUCAAAACGUAAAUUCAGAAUAUACUACACAAUUGUUGUGUCAGAGAUUAUCCAAACAUUCAUACUCAAAACCUUACAAAGUCUUGUCAUACCCUGGCAGUGGCCAUCUGUUGGAGCCUCCAUAUUCUCCACACUGUUAUGCUUCCUUUCAGCACAGUUCUAUGAUAGCUUUGGUCUGGGGAGGGACAGUCAAGCACCAUACAUGUGGGCAAGUCAAUGCCUGGAACAAGACUAUAGAAUUUUUUAAGCACCAUAUUGCACAAACAGGAAACCUUGAAGAUCUUGGAAAAAACAGCUUUGUUCAUCUUAAAAGCAGUUUAUGAAAAUAUUAAACCUUAACUCCUCAAA
Portunus trituberculatus (swimming crab) is the source of this 1799-nucleotide messenger RNA. Its product is annotated as acyl-coenzyme A thioesterase 1-like. The coding region runs from base 278 to 1774 and encodes 498 amino acids. The transcript has 7 exons. Gene Ontology annotation, biological process: acyl-CoA metabolic process; fatty acid metabolic process. Gene Ontology annotation, molecular function: fatty acyl-CoA hydrolase activity. Lineage: Eukaryota; Metazoa; Arthropoda; Malacostraca; Decapoda; Portunidae. The record is from RefSeq and is a predicted model, not a curated record.